Molecule: messenger RNA, 5610 nt
Organism: Sphaerodactylus townsendi
Lineage: Eukaryota; Metazoa; Chordata; Lepidosauria; Squamata; Sphaerodactylidae
Gene: SLC30A7
Product: solute carrier family 30 member 7
Exons: 11
Coding region: 125-1246 (373 amino acids)
Biological process (GO): intracellular zinc ion homeostasis; transmembrane transport; zinc ion transport
Cellular component (GO): Golgi apparatus; membrane
Molecular function (GO): zinc ion transmembrane transporter activity
Source: RefSeq, a predicted model, not a curated record
GUGGCUGCUGGCCGAGCGGGCCGGUUUCUCGACUUGGGAGCCGAGAGUGGGAGUGGGAGGCGCUGCUGAAGGAGCGGCCACCCCUCGAGCCCGGCUAGCCCAGCCCGGGGGCCCUGCGAGGAAGAUGCUCCCUUUGUCCAUCAAGGACGAUGAGUACAAGCCGCCCAAAUUUAAUCUGGUCCGCAAGGUCUCCGGGUGGUUCAGGUCUAUCCUGUCUGAUAAGACAUCACGAAACCUCUUUUUCUUCCUUUGCCUCAACCUCUCCUUUGCCUUUGUGGAGCUGCUGUAUGGCAUCUGGAGUAACAGUUUAGGUUUAAUAUCAGAUUCAUUUCAUAUGUUUUUUGACUGUACUGCUCUAUUAGCUGGACUGGCAGCUUCGGUUAUUUCAAAGUGGAGAUCAAACGACGCUUUCUCUUAUGGGUACGUUCGAGCAGAAGUUCUAGCUGGUUUUGUAAAUGGUCUGUUUCUGAUUUUCACCGCAUUCUUCAUUUUCUCUGAAGGUGUUGAGAGAGCACUUGAACCUCCUGAUGUGCAUCAUGAAAGGCUUCUUCCUGUGUCCAUACUUGGUUUCCUUGUAAAUCUUAUAGGAAUUUUUGUGUUUCAACAUGGGGGACAUGGUCACUCUCACGGCUCUGGACACGAGCACAGCCAUUCCUUGUUUAAUGGAACCCUAAGUCAUGGUCACAGCCAUGGGGGACAUGGUCACAGUCAUGAUUCCAAGUCUGGUCAUGGGCACGGCCAUUCCCAUGACCACAGCCAAGCCCAUGGAUGUUCUCAGAAUGAUCACCUAGCUUCAGGGUCCAGCAAGCAGAUUUUAGAAGGAGUAUUUUUACACAUUGUGGCCGACACACUUGGAAGUAUUGGAGUAAUUAUAUCGGCACUACUGAUGCAGAACUACGGUCUCAUGAUAGCUGACCCUGUCUGUUCAAUGCUCAUAGCCCUGCUUAUAGGAGUAAGUGUCAUCCCUCUUUUAAGAGAAUCCAUUGGAAUUUUGAUGCAGCGCACACCUCCUUCCUUGGAAAGUUCUCUGCCUCAGUGCUAUCAAAGGGUUCAGCAGUUGCAAGGAGUUUAUAGUUUACACGAUCCACAUUUUUGGACCCUUUGUACUGAUGUUUACAUAGGGACCUUGAAACUGUUUGUUGCUCCAGAUGCUGAUGCAAAGUGGAUUUUAAGCCAAACUCACAACAUUUUUACUCAGGCUGGAAUACGACAACUGUAUGUACAGAUUGAAUUUGCAGCCAUGUAGCACAUAACUUACUGUUCCCUUUGGACCAAAGCUUUCUAGUACUGUAAUGGUUUAAGACUUUGUACUUUCAUUGGAACAGAUAUCCCCUUCAUCUCUACAUUUCUCCAAAUCUGAACAGAGACUGCCAACUUUUGGCUGCAUAAAGAGAAAAAAAUAGGAAGGGUAUGGACCUUAAUCUUCAUGAGCCCCAAAUAUUUGUGGAUUAUUUGCUGAGUUCCAACAGCAGACUUAAUAAUGUGGUUCUGUAAUCAUUGGUUAUGCUGUUUCCAAAGCUGCUGAAGUUUUUGCUCAAUCCCACGAAGCCAGUGUUGUUACAGGGAAGGGGGCUAUAAGGAAAUUUUAUUUUGCUUAUGUUACAGUGGUUGACAUUCUGCAACCGAACUGUAUGUUAAGACUGUUUGUACUUUUGCAAACUUAAUGAACCGAACCAUAUUGGGUUUUAGUGCCUUUAUCAAAAUAUCUGCCAGCACAGAUAUGGAACAUUGGGGGAUUUUAUUAAUUUUCACGGCUACUAAUUGUGCCCAGUAGAAUUCUUGCUUGUGAUUGGUGUGAUUUAGCUAUUCAACUUCCUCUCGCUAUUACAUUUUAAAUUUCCAUGGAGGUGAAUCUUCAGUUUUAUAAUGCAAAGGUGAAAUGAUUUCAGAAAGUUUGUUUACAAAGUGCUUGACUACCAUGAACUACGACCAGACUGAAAGAGCCUCGGCUUUCUAACAAUAAUGUAAAAUUACUGUGUUUGGUCAUUACACCAGAGGAAAACCUGCAGGAAUGUGAUGCUACCACUUGGUCUCUUCAAUUUUCUUUCAUAUCCAGACUUCUUAAUGUGUAUAAGCUGUGCUAUAAGAUUACUAGUUGACAUGUUUUUUUUUUAAUGAGGCACUUGAAAAGGAUGCUUUGUAUGAAUCACCUCCUCCUCCUGGUUUUGUUAGCUGAGGAGGGGAUGCUAUGUCUGGCUGACUUAAUUGGAGAAUGAAGGUUUUAUAGAUGAUGGCCAAUAGAUGAUAUGAACUUUGACUUCCAAUUCCAUGUUUGCACCUAGUAUUUCAGUCUUGAAGAGCCUAUAAAUAAAUAUUUAGCCAGAACGUUUGCCCAGGAAAUUCCCCCAUCCCCCAUCUGCAGCAGGGCCCAUAGUUAUGUGCCUAAUAUCAUGGAACAUAAUUGCCUGUAUAUUUUGAAGUGUGACAUGACAUUUGAGUUUAAAUCCAGCCAUAUGUUUUCCAGUAAAACCCUAUGACCCUUAAUGCCAGAAGUCUUUUAGUAAAUUUUUCUAUGAUUCAACCAACAUCUGCUCCAAGCUGCCACCUUUCAUGCUUUAACUUAAUUUUGGGCUUUCUCUUGAACUUUACAAGUGCUCAAUAGUAGGUAUUUUCAACAAGUCCAUCCCUAGAGUCUAAUGUAUCGUUUAAAGACCCAGGGGAGCUGAUGACAUGAGCCUUGACCAUGGAAUCUGUGCUCUUCUGUUGGAGUUUAUCUCAGACACAGAAUAACAAGGACCUCAUGAAUGGUAUCUGAUGUUGAAGCUGAUUGUGGAAACUGGGGUAUGUGCUAGGAAGCACUUUUUACUAAUCAGAGCAGCUGAGAAGUGUUUCUUAAAUUUGUGGGAACUACGCCCAUGAUUUUUCAAAAGGCUGUUCGCCCUGUUACAUGGAGUAAUCAAGACAAGGUUGCAUUAGGAAAACCCGGACUUGCUGUUUGAUGAUGAAAUUGUUUCUCCAAAAUACACAUAUUACAAUUGUGUUGGUUAACUACAUCUUAGGUUUUUCUGAUGCCUACACUAGAGAGUUUGCUGGAAUAGUGUCUAGCGUGGCCCUUGUUUUAUGAGCAAUAAAGCACCCUUGUAAACUCAUUUUAACCCAUUUUGAUCUUAGGCAAUCUCUUAUGGGCUGCUUAAGUGCUAGUUAUACUUUGCUUGUCGCAAAUUUAGCAAGACAGAAGCUGUAAUUCAAGAUGUGAAGAUGAACCUCAGCCCAUUACUGUUCUAUAGAGGUAUGGCUAGAUUGUAUUCCUUUUCACAGGACACAUGCUUGACAAAUUAUUAUUUUCCUUUAAGGGUUAAACAUAUUUUCCAACAUGGAGAUUUCCGUAACAUGCGAUAUGCCGUCUAACUCUCCACACGCACUGUGCCAAAUGUCUGUGCCAUUUGUCAUUCAUGACCUUCAAUAAACUCAUAUUAUCUCUAUGUGGAAAUGAUCUACCUGAAGGAGCCUAAUAAUAUGUGAAAUGGUUGUCAGUCCAGUUGACUUUAUUUUCACUUAUUAGUUAGAAAGGAUUGCCUGUUGGUCCUGCUCAGCGCUACACUUACAUUGUCUAAUGAAGGUUUCCAUUACUUGAGAGCACAGGCUAAAUGACCGGAUGGGACUUUUAAGCCUCAUUUUAGCGGUAUUAAUUUGGCUAACACCUUUUGCAAGGAGUUAAUUGUGGUUACUAUCGCUGACUUUUCUCAGUCCUAUGACACAUAACUUGUUAAGUCAUACUCCACCAAAAAGGCAGCUUUGAAAUGUGUUUGUCUUUGAAGGCAUAGAUUAACUUUGGUGCAUUGCUAUGGUGUGACCUACAUUUCAAGGCAACAGUUUAAUUAUCCAAUAAACAAAAUGUGCAGAUUCAUUUCCAUCACAAUGCAAGCUUUUCAAUUUAGGGGGAAUGAGGUUUUAUUAGAAUGGGAUGUCUGAUCUUAGAAAGAAAAUAAAGUAUCCUUUUAUCUUGUAACAUGAGAGUGUUUAUUACUGAGUAAAUAGGCUCGGCAAUCCUAUUUUUCAUAAAAAGGCUGUGGUAGAUUUCUUGAGACUCAUAAAUUUGUCUUCCUUUUAGUGAUCUAUUGGUAGUUACAGGGGUGUAUGUAUACAGGGCGGGGGGAGUUUCAGUUCCAUUGAUCAGCUGAAAUGAUUAAAAUACUGUUAAGGGAAUAAUUUAACAUAAAUACUAAUGCUCAUUUUUAUCGCCAUAAUGUAUUUCUCGUGCACUGAAGAGGUCAUAACUGUGAAUAUUUUUCCCUGGAUGUUGUAUCCAAGCCUUUAGCGUAGGGUGUGGAAGGCAAGCAUGUCUUUGUAUUUCAGUGCAGUUCAAUCAUCAGUAUCCCAACCUUAAUUUUUUGGGUUGACCUAACUACUCCAGUAAACCAUGUGCUGCAUAAUAUGAGAAGAGGUGGGAAUAAUCUCCUUAGUCAUCCUAGUCCUGAGAUACCUUUUUGUAGAAUAGCAGAAAGAUGGUUCUAAAAGUGAAAGUGUCUGAUUGCGUUGACGCUAAACAGUGACCAGCAAACGAAAUGUGGUGGUGCAGUUCUGUUAUCUAACUGUUGAGGAAAUUUGAAGAAUUAAACCUGAAGCAAUGCUGGUUGCUAACUGAAUUUUACCAGGUGUUGAAAGACGCAUGCACACACAAUUAGUGAUUGGCAAUUGCUAUCCCCUAUUAGACAUACAUUGCAAUUUAAAUCAGUUACUAAACUUGAGGAAAAACAGUACAACUAUGCAUCGAAAUAUGUCAUGCUGCUUUGUUUUGGCAAACAUGGCUGCCCUGAUGUGGAGAAGACCUUUGGUGUAUGCCCUGUCCAGUUUCAGAUCAAGUAAUUUUACUUUGUUGACCUUGUCCUGGUUAUUCUAAGUAGCUGUUUUGUUGCUUUUUGCUGCAAGGAAUCUUUCUCCAAUGUACAGUUCUGUGUUGCUCAACGUUUCCUUUCUUCUUGGUUGCUGUUUCCUGUUGUAGAUGAUUGAUUUUCAGCAUUCUCACACUUAAAAGAGUUGUCCCACUAAUUUCCUCCUUAAGCUAUUGUAAAGGAGCCCUGUGGAAUAAGCAUACUACACAUACCAAAUCUCAGCAGGCAAUUGAUAAUGCCUUGGCAAAUUUGAAAUGAACCCAUUUUGAUGACUGUUGCCUUGCCGCUUUCUCUUUGGGAUCAGUUUUGGGUGUGAAAUGCUUAACAAUUCAUAGGCCACAUCACAGAGGUGUAUCAUGAAGGAAAUUAAUGAUAAGACAAAGUGAUCUUAUUGCCAAUACUUAACCUGUGCAUUCUAAUGUAGUCUGGCUUGUCUGUGAAAUCCUAAAGGGGGGUGGGUGGGGGAUAUUUCUGAAACCAUUUCCUAAAUUGCACAUGAGGUGAGGACUUUGCUAUCAUCAGACUUUUAUUUUGUUUGUCAGUGCAUGAUAGAUCUUCACUGCUAGGCAAAUUCAAACAGGUGAUUAUACAUCCACGACGAUUGUAUUUGAUAUCUGGGAAUACUAUAGUAGCCAGUCUGACUUGCCCAAAGCAAUAUUCAAUAUUUUAAUUAAUCUUUUUCUACUUGAAUACCUAUUAAAUAUUUAAACAGCAAUGUUUGAGACAGUAGUUGGGAUCAAUUUUCCUACCAAUAAACUUCCUUUUUUAAAAGCCCAAA